GGUCUGCGCCCCCUGCGCCUGCGCACUGCGGAGCUGUGUCCCGGCGUGGCUGCGCCAUGUCGCCGCGCAAUGGUCGCCGCACCGGUGCUCACCGGGCCCACUCGCUGGCCCGGCAGUUAAAAACCAAGCGACGCCGCCGGGACCUGGAUGAGAUCCACGUGGAUCUGCAACCCGAGAAGGCAGCUCGGCUGCUGCACCAGGAGCCCGACCCCGACCUGCCAGGCUGCGCCCAGUUCUACUGCCUGCACUGCGCGCGCUACUUUGUGGAUCUGAACAGCAUGAAGGAGCACUUCAGGUCCAAGGUGCACAAGAAGAGGCUGAAGCAGCUGCGGGAGGCUCCGUACACGCAGGAGGAGGCAGAGCGCGCGGCCGGAAUGGGCUCCUACAUCCCCCCCAAGAAGGUGGAGGUGCAGACACAGCCGCUUGAGGAGGUCACCCCGAUGGAGGCAUCCAGCUGAACCCGGCGGGCUGAGGGCACUGCUGGCCCCGGGAAGGUGUCUGUGUCCUCAGCUCCGUGAGCACAGCUCGGCCCAGCGCAGCCAGCACAGUGCUGCCCCUGGCAGCCCUCCUGGCCGGGGCACAGCCGAGGAGAAGGAGCUGGCGAGCCCCUGGCUGCCCUCCCUGCCUGCCCCCCCUGCUGGGGAAGGGACAAGCUGCCUGUGCCCUCAGCUCUGCUGUGGCUCUGCACUCCUCUCCUUGCUCAUAGAGGCUUUUAGGGCCUCUCUCCUUGUGUCCAGGCUUGACCCUGGUGAGUUGCCCAUUAAAAUGUGUCAACCAA
Pogoniulus pusillus (Red-fronted tinkerbird) is the source of this 778-nucleotide messenger RNA. RefSeq names its product zinc finger protein 593 (gene ZNF593). The transcript is spliced from 3 exons. Gene Ontology annotation, molecular function: zinc ion binding; nucleic acid binding. Bases 57 to 458 code for a protein of 133 amino acids. Lineage: Eukaryota; Metazoa; Chordata; Aves; Piciformes; Lybiidae. The record is from RefSeq and is a predicted model, not a curated record.